Messenger RNA from Schizophyllum commune H4-8, 1126 nucleotides. Its product is annotated as Brix-domain-containing protein. The transcript has 4 exons. Lineage: Eukaryota; Fungi; Basidiomycota; Agaricomycetes; Agaricales; Schizophyllaceae. The coding region runs from base 25 to 1017 and encodes 330 amino acids. The record is from RefSeq and is a predicted model, not a curated record. Gene Ontology annotation, biological process: maturation of LSU-rRNA from tricistronic rRNA transcript (SSU-rRNA, 5.8S rRNA, LSU-rRNA); ribosomal large subunit assembly. Gene Ontology annotation, cellular component: nucleolus. Gene Ontology annotation, molecular function: rRNA binding.
CUUCAAUUGUGAUCACCGACAACCAUGUUACGGACAGUAAAACCCAAAAAUGCCCGCUCGAAACGCGCGCUUGAAGCGCGGGCACCAAAGCCGGUGGAAGAUGCGCGGACCGCUGUCUUCGUGAAGGGAACGCACACGGGAGAGGUUCUCAACCAUGCGAUGAAGGACCUGAUGGCACUGAAGCGUCCGGACGCUGUGUCGUUCUCGAAAAAGAACGUAGUACACCCCUUCGAGCCACAAGGCACUCAAUCGCUCGAGUUUUGGGCGCAGAAGAACGACGCGAGUGUCUUCUUGGUCGGUCAGACGUCGAAGAAGCGGCCAAAUAACCUGACUUUCGUGCGGAUGUACGAUUACCGGGUACUCGAUGUGAUCGAGGUCGGUGUGGACAAGUUCGUGCCGAUGAGCGACUUCAAGACCCCGAAAUCCACUCCUGGCCAUAAGCCACUGAUGCACUUUGCCUCCGAGCUUUUCGAUACCCACCCGCGGUUCGUGCAGCUGAAGUCCAUGCUCAUGGAUUUCUUCAACGGCGAGGAGAUCGAGUCCAUCUGCCUCAAGGGCCUCGAGCACGUCAUCAGCGUCUCCUGCGCCCCCACACCGCCCGGCCUCAACACCACCUCCCCCACCGAUCCCUCUACCUCCUCCGCCACCGCCCCCGAAGCCCUCCCCAAAGUCCACCUCCGCGUCUUCACCACCAAGCUGCUCAACUCCGGGACCCGCGUCCCGCGCGUCGAGCUCGUGCCGAUGGGGCCCUCGCUCGAUCUGAGUCUGCGCAGGCACCAGCCGCCGGAUGCGGAGCUGAUGAAGCAGGCGCUGAAGCGGCCGAAAUUGAAGCAGCAGGAUGUGGAGAAGGGGCUGGGGAAGAAGCGGAAGAACAUGGAAGUGGACGAGAUGGGCGACUUGAGGGGAAGACUGCAUGUGGGGAAGCAGGAUCUCAACAAGUUGCAGACGAGGAAGAUGAAGGGGUUGAAGGAGGGCCCGGCGGAGAAGAGGCAGAGGAUGGAGGAGGACGAGGAGUGAUCUGUGUUUCCUGUUGCUGUAUAUCUGUCUUUUCUAGUGUUGUUUGCUAUGUAUUCAUGCACCGCGUUGCGUUUGCAAAGAUGAAAGCUAUGGCUGGCCAUAACAGCGU